AUGUUGCUAGAUAUCGAGAGCGCUCAGUCACCAGUGACUGUUUACCUCACUGGUAUCUUUACGUUUUUCUUAGCCUUCUUGACUUAUCUCUCUUAUACUCCAAGUGUGAACAAGAAGUCGCCGGUGUUUACAUCCUACACGACUCCUUUCAUUGGUUCCUGGGGUUUCUUUACUGAGAAAUGGCACUUCUGGCAAAGGGCCACGAGAGGGUCCAGGACUAGAAAUUUUAGUUUCUGGCUGGGAAAAAAUCAUAUCGUCGGAUUGAGUGGCGAGUCUGCUCGUAAGAUGUUCCUGGACCACCCGAACAUGGAUUUCGUGUCUGGGGCAAAGCUCGUGGGGCAUGGUGUCGACUUCAUUCCACCUAUUCAUCCUAUAUAUUCGCCGAACGUUUUCCCAAAUGGUCGUAGCUGGUUUCAGCGCCGUCUACUUGACCUUCAGAAGUCAGAUCAACUCGCCAGACGCCUCCCUUACUUGCGGAGGGACGCCCGUACUGCAUUUGAAAAGAUGGCUGAAGACCCCAGUGGAGUCACGAACCCAUCGUUCGCAUGCUAUCAAAUUGUUGUCUCUCAGGCUGCCCGAGUUAUCUUCACCAAUGAAAUUUCGGAUGACCCUAGGCGAUUGGCUGAUUUGGUGCACACUUUGUCUCAAGUAAUGUCGACUAGCAGCCUCCAUAGCGUGGCGGUCCCCUGGCUUCCAUCAUUUCCAUACCUGAAACGCAAAUACUUGCGGUAUCGAAUGAAUAGUCUUGUGGAACCAAUUGUUAACCGGCGGUUCCAGAAAGGCGCUCCUCGCGAGGACGACGCUUUGCAAAUGUUUCUUGAUAACCGCGAUCGGAUUGAUUAUAUUAUUUACUUCAUGAUUAGUGCUCUUUUUAUUUCCACUGCGAAUCCUGGUAUCCUAACCGGAUCCAUGCUGAAUAUAGUCGCCCACCAUCCGGAAUGGCAGGACAAAAUCUAUAACGAGAUCAAGGCCGCUGCCGCUAUUCACUCCAAGAAUAGACAUGCUCCUCUGGUAGACCAACUUGAUUCAAUUCCACUCGAAGCAUGGGAAACAUCGAUACCAUCUCUAGAUCUAUGUUUCAAGGAGGCUAUCCGUAUGUGGGUUGGGUUUCCAAUGAUCCGACUCAACAUGUCUUCUGACCCCCUCCCGAUCCCUGGUACCAAUGAGGUCAUUCCUGCCAACACCUUUGUAGCCUAUAACUGCACAGAGGUACAUUACAAUGAGGAACUGUAUCCCAAUCCAGAAAGAUAUGACCCAGACCGGUUUCGUGAAGGGCGUGAAGAGUUCAAAAAACAGAAUUAUGGUUUUGUCGGCUGGGGACAGGGUCGUCAUCCCUGCCUGGGCACGCGCUGGGCCAAGUUGCAGGAAAACAUCAAUAUGGCUUACGCUCUAGCCAUUUUCAAGUGGAGUGGCUGUGAUGAAAAUGGGAACCCUAACCCCGACUUCAGCCGCAACACGGAUUUGAAUUCGCUUGCUCCCACUUUGCCUCAGGGACUUUACUGUAAGCAUGUUCCUAGAGAGGAAAUAUAG
Talaromyces proteolyticus is the source of this 1530-nucleotide messenger RNA. RefSeq names its product putative cytochrome P450. Gene Ontology annotation, molecular function: monooxygenase activity; heme binding; iron ion binding. Bases 1 to 1530 code for a protein of 509 amino acids. The record is from RefSeq and is a predicted model, not a curated record. Lineage: Eukaryota; Fungi; Ascomycota; Eurotiomycetes; Eurotiales; Trichocomaceae. The transcript has 3 exons.